Messenger RNA from Nanorana parkeri, 1088 nucleotides. It is a transcript of the gene EPM2A, whose product is annotated as epilepsy, progressive myoclonus type 2A, Lafora disease (laforin). Gene Ontology annotation, biological process: protein dephosphorylation. Lineage: Eukaryota; Metazoa; Chordata; Amphibia; Anura; Dicroglossidae. The record is from RefSeq and is a predicted model, not a curated record. The coding region runs from base 94 to 1044 and encodes 316 amino acids. The transcript has 5 exons. Gene Ontology annotation, molecular function: protein tyrosine/serine/threonine phosphatase activity; starch binding; protein tyrosine phosphatase activity. Gene Ontology annotation, cellular component: cytoplasm; nucleus.
GACUGACUGUUCUGUAGAUCUGUGCCAGUAUUCCUGAGCUGCAAAUAGAGGGCUUGUUCUCAAGGCCUGUGCUGAACUGCGUGGAAAGGAACCAUGCAGCAGAUGCUAUUCCGCUUUGGUGUAGUCAUCACUCUUAACCACACUGAUACUGAACUUUUGGUACUGGGAUCGCGAAAGGAGAUGGGGGCCUGGGACCCUCAGUUUGCUGUACCAAUGAAGCCUACUCGGUGUCCUCUGUCUACAAUUGAACCAUCUCUAUGGGUGGGGGAGGUAUUAUUGGAAGAACCAUAUACUGAAAACCUCUGGUUCAAGUUCAUAAAGAAAGAAGCUGGUGUCCUAAUCUGGGAAGGUAAUGGACCUCACCAUGACCGAUGUUGUACUUACGAUGAAAGCAACAUAGUGGAUGGUACUUAUUGCUAUCCAAUAGGGCACUGGAUUGAAACCACUGGCCAUACAGAUGAAAUGAAGCACACUACAAACUUCUAUUUUCACAUCGCUGACAACCAAGCAAUGCACUUUUCUAGAAUACUGCCUAAUAUCUGGUUGGGAAGUUGUCCACGACAGUUGGAGCAUGUUACGAUCAAGAUGAAGCAUGAACUACGAGUGACCGCUGUCCUAAACUUUCAGAACGAGUGGGACAUUGUCCAAAAUAGUAAAGGCUGCAACCGGUACAAUGAACCCAUGAGCCCAGAUACCAUGUUCAUGCUAUAUAAAGAUGUUGGAAUGACCUACAUAUGGAUACCCACACCUGAUAUGAGUACAGAAGGGAGAGUGCGGAUGCUUCCACAGGCUGUAUACCUCUUAUUUGGUCUGUUAGAAAAUGGCCACACAGUUUAUGUUCAUUGCAAUGCUGGUGUUGGCAGAUCUACAGCUGCAGUGUGUGGAUUUCUCAUGUAUGUCAUUGGCUGGAGCCUCAGAAAAGUGCAGUACUUUCUUGCUUCGCGAAGACCAGCUGUUUACAUAGAUGAAGAAGCUAUGAUACAAGCUCAGGGGGAUUUCCACCAGAAGUUUGGUCAGCUCCGUUCCACUGUGUGCAGGAUAUAGUCUAUAACUAACUUUAGCAACUUUAUAUUCGUUGGAUACAGGUG